UAGUUCUCUAACUAAUAAAAUGGUUAAAUGUUGUUUAAAAUUUGAUAAUUCUCUUCAAACAUAUUGCAGUGGUUCCCUUAUAACGGGACAAGUUAAAAUAAUACUAGAUAAUGCAACAGAAUUUCAAGGUGUUCUAUUGAAAAUUAUUGGAAAAGCUUAUGUUAAUUGGUCUGAAGCUGAUCCAAAUAAUUCUACUUCUAAUCAAGAAAUUUAUACAUCAUGUGAAAAUUAUUUAAACUCAGUAAUUUAUUUGAUUGGAUCCAAUAAAUUUGAUGAAACUUCGACUAUAGAACCAGGAACUCAUAUUUUCAAUUUUUCAUGCAAACUACCAUCACAAUUACCAACUUCUUUUGAAGGCAGUCACGGUUAUAUACGAUAUUCAGCUCAUUUAAUAUUAGAUAGACCAAAAAAAUUAAAUGAAACAUUAAUAACAGGAUUCACUGUUAUAAAUAUAUUGGAUUUAAAUCAUGAAUUUUUAUCAUUAAGGACUCCUACAACCGUUGAAAUUGAGAAAAAUUUUAUGUUUUGGCCAUGUACUAAUAAACCACUUAUUAUAAGAUUAACAAUUCCUCAAACUGGCUAUGUAUGCGGUCAAAAUGUUCAUGCAUCUAUUCAAAUUGUUAAUCAAAGUGCACAAAAAAUUAAUAGUGUAAAAAUAUAUUUAAUGAAAAUCUCUAAAUUUACAAGUGAUUUUCCUUUAACAAAAACAAAAAUCGAAGAAAGAUCAAUUGCAAAAAAUUAUAUAACAGCAAUAAAAAAUGAACCUGAAGAAAAUUUUAAAUGUGAUUUACAAAUACCAUCAACAUCAGCAACAUGCCUUGAAAGCAUUUGUAAAAAUAUACAAAUUCAAUAUGAAAUACGAGCUAAAGCUACUAUUGAAGGAUAUUUAAGUCCAAUUGCUGCAAUACCAAUAACAAUUGGAAAUGUUCCGUUUAUUAAUGCUACAGAAGGUUUAAGUACAAUGUAUAUAAGUACAGAAAAUUCUGAAGAUAUAAAAAGUUUAGAAGUUUUAAUUGCUAAUUAUGGUUUACCUCCCCCUACAUACGAAGAAGCAGUUGAAAUGGAAAAAGUUAAAUUUAAUUGUGAUGAAGAUAAUUGUUAUAUUCAAUUAGAAUAUAUACCUAAAUAUCCAGUUUAUAAUUUUAAUAAACAUGAAAGAAUUGUUCAAUUACAAUAAAUUUUAAUUUAAU
Messenger RNA from Condylostylus longicornis, 1190 nucleotides. Its product is annotated as arrestin domain-containing protein 3-like. The record is from RefSeq and is a predicted model, not a curated record. Gene Ontology annotation, biological process: protein transport. Gene Ontology annotation, cellular component: cytoplasm. The transcript is spliced from 5 exons. NCBI's taxonomy places the organism in Eukaryota, Metazoa, Arthropoda, Insecta, Diptera, Dolichopodidae. The coding region runs from base 20 to 1177 and encodes 385 amino acids.